AUGACCGAAAUGAAAGAGAUGCAGGCAGAUGAUAGCUCCGAGUUUACAGCAGCGCCUCUAGAGGAAAAUAUCUUUGAGUGGCACUUCACGCUGAGGGGACCUGUCGAUUCGCCCUUCGCGGAGGGUCUAUACCACGGAAAAAUCCUGCUACCUACGGAUUAUCCAUUCCGACCACCGCAUAUCGUGUUUCUUACACCCAACGGCCGAUGGAAGGUUGACACCAAAGUCUGCAUUUCCUUCACUGGUUUUCAUGAGGAGAGUUGGCAGCCUGCAUGGGGCAUCCGAACAGCCCUCCUGGGUGUACAAGCCCUCAUGGUAUCAAGAGGCGAUGAGGCUGGUGCAGGGGCCUUAUCGAAAUCGGACGAAGAUCGCGAGGCACUCGCGAAACAGUACGUAUGCGUCGCCUGA
Malassezia sympodialis ATCC 42132 is the source of this 408-nucleotide messenger RNA. RefSeq names its product ubiquitin-conjugating enzyme E2. Lineage: Eukaryota; Fungi; Basidiomycota; Malasseziomycetes; Malasseziales; Malasseziaceae. The record is from RefSeq and is a predicted model, not a curated record.